This is a messenger RNA of Gossypium raimondii (Peruvian cotton), 1127 nucleotides long. Its product is annotated as eukaryotic translation initiation factor 2 subunit beta. Gene Ontology annotation, molecular function: translation initiation factor binding; translation initiation factor activity; mRNA binding. The record is from RefSeq and is a predicted model, not a curated record. Gene Ontology annotation, biological process: translational initiation; formation of translation preinitiation complex; formation of cytoplasmic translation initiation complex. NCBI's taxonomy places the organism in Eukaryota, Viridiplantae, Streptophyta, Magnoliopsida, Malvales, Malvaceae. Gene Ontology annotation, cellular component: eukaryotic translation initiation factor 2 complex. The transcript has 10 exons. Bases 164 to 958 code for a protein of 264 amino acids.
AACCCUAAUUUUUAUUUUAGCCAAAGCAUUUUUUUAUUAGAAUCCAAGCACACAUAUUGUUAUCUUCCAAACGCCAGCCGACUCUUUACCCUUCAUUCCACAUUUCUUCCACAAAUCAACCGUUUCUUCUCAAAUCUAAGGCAAAGCAAAGCACGCAGCAAUCAUGGCAGAUGAUGAAGUGAAGGAUGAGGUGCCGGAAAUUACAUCAUUUGAUCCUACUAAAAAGAAGAAGAAGAAGAAGGUUGUGAUUCAAGACCCUGCAGAUGAAUCUGUUGACAAGUUGGCAGAGAAAACCGAGGCAUUAUCAGUUUCUGAAGGGCUUGACUUUAGCAAUCUGAAAAAGAAGAAGAAGAAACCAGUGGAGGGCAAUACAUUCACUGACGAAAGUGGGGAUGCAGGAGAUGAUUUUGAUGGUCAUAUUGAUGGGGAUGAAGAAGGCGAAGGCAUUGUCUUGCAACAACGAUACCCUUGGGAUGGAACUGACCGUGAUUAUAUAUAUGAUGAGCUUCUUGGUCGGGUGUUCAACAUUCUCCGGGAGAACAACCCUGAGCUUGCUGGAGACAGACGUAGAACUGUUAUGAGGCCUCCACAAGUUCUUCGUGAGGGCACCAAGAAAACUGUUUUUGUAAAUUUCAUGGAUCUAUGCAAGACAAUGCAUCGACAACCGGACCAUGUCAUGGCCUUCUUGCUUGCUGAGCUGGGGACAAGUGGCUCACUUGAUGGGCAGCAAAGGUUGGUUGUGAAGGGCAGGUUUGCACCAAAAAAUUUUGAAGGGAUCCUAAGGCGUUACAUCAAUGAGUAUGUCAUUUGCCUUGGAUGCAAAAGUCCAGAUACAAUUCUUUCAAAGGAGAACCGUCUUUUCUUUCUCAGAUGUGAGAAGUGUGGGUCUGGCAGAUCAGUUGCUCCGAUUAAAGCUGGUUUCGUUGCUCGUGUUGGCCGCAGAAAUGCUGGUACUUAGGGUUUUGAUUCCAUCCAAAAUGAUAUUCCAGAGGUCAAAAAUUUAGGAACACCUGUUGUUAGUAUCUACAAGUAAAACGUUGAUGAGAUUUUUUUUUUCUUUUAUUGAUAAUAAUGCUGAUGAGAUUUUGAAUGGUACUAAAGAUUAAGGAAUGUGUGUGUUUGAGACA